AGAAAUCAUGGUAUACUCCUGUAAAAUAACGCAGAGGGGACAGUCUUCUCGUAUUUAAUAUUUAUUUUUUGUACCUUUUACUGACUUCUUUUCUGUUAUAUUAACUCAUAACUCACCAUAAAACAAUAUAUACAACUAAAUGGUAGCUAAAUGGAGUCCGAGAUUCACAAAUCAAUAUGUAUUAGCAGAAAAAAAAAAAAAAACCAUCUAGCGGUUCACUUGCAUAAGAAUAAGAACCAAACUUUCUUAAUCAACCUUUGAUGCCAAUUAUGGCCAACUCCUAAUUAUCCCAUGCAAAACAAAAACCACUCCUCAUUAUUUUACCUACCUUUUGUGUUCCAUACAUCCCAUCACAUCCACCGCUCCUCAUUCUGGCAUGGAGGAGCGGUCACCACCUGCCGGCCAUGUAAACGGCAAAGCCAGAAACCUCCUUUCAUCAGCCACAUCGUUGCGUCUCUCUCUCACACCAACUCGCUCAUUAGAUCAUACCUAUGUUGUCCAAAUCCCUCGCGAUCAAGUUUAUCGCGUCCCUCCUCCUGAAAAUGCCAAAAUUGUGGAGGAGCAUCGCCAACCAACUUCUCAAAAGAAACGAAAAUGUACAUGUUGUUGUAUGGUCCUGGCCGCGUUACUUGUAAUAGGUAUCAUGCUAGGAAUUAUCGUGUUGAUCGUGCACAUGUUGUACGCCCCUAAAUGUCCUGAAUUUUCAAUUGCGAAUGUCCAUUUCAAGAACGUUACGCUACCUCAAAAUGGUCAUCAAAAGAAUAAGAGUCCUCCACAAACACACCCUCAAUUUGAGAUCGACUUGAAAAUCGUUAAUGUAAAUGAGAGAAUGGAUGUCGCAUUUGGUAAAGGAAAUAAUGGGAAAGCGACACUUACUUUCAAGAAACAUGAAAUUGGACAAGGGAAAUAUCCCUCGAUUUCUCAAAAACCUAAGGAUUCAACCAAUUCACAUUUCAACCUUGGUGUUGGGAAAUUGCCUGGUGAUAUUGCAAAAAGUCUUGAUGAUGACAAGAAGCCUAUACCAAUGACUUUAAGCAUUCAAGCACCAAUGGAGAUCACGAGCUGGGCAAAAAAUUUAAAGAAAGACAUGAUUGUUACGUGUGAUUUCGACGUUGAAUCGGUGAAAAAUAAAUCCAAGAUUAAAUCCGAAGACUGUACGACUAAUUUCUAAUGCAAAGAAGAUGGCUCGUGAAAUUGAUUUUCUUCGUGGCAUAGAUGCAUUUAUUUGUCAUUAUCAUCUAUGUUAUUUUUCAAGCUUGACACUUGAUGAUCACCACUGUUGUAAGUUGUAACCUCUUUUCUUCAAUUCUCUUCUGGUAUUCCAGCUUUUUUCUCCUCAAUUGAUUACCCAAGUUCUUUAAACUUUUGAAUUCGGGUGCCAUGUGUUGUAUAAGGUAUAUAUAACUUGGAUUUUUUAGAUUGAAUGAAGUGUAAAGUAUUCUACUUUACCUCCUAGAUUAUACAUUUUACAUUUCUGAUUUCCCAUAAGUUAUUCUAGUUUAGCUAGCUAAGACUUUUUCCUUU
Messenger RNA from Lycium ferocissimum, 1524 nucleotides. RefSeq names its product NDR1/HIN1-like protein 13. Bases 377 to 1171 code for a protein of 264 amino acids. The transcript has a single exon. NCBI's taxonomy places the organism in Eukaryota, Viridiplantae, Streptophyta, Magnoliopsida, Solanales, Solanaceae. The record is from RefSeq and is a predicted model, not a curated record.